Osmerus eperlanus (European smelt) is the source of this 2663-nucleotide messenger RNA. It is a transcript of the gene kirrel3b, whose product is annotated as kirre like nephrin family adhesion molecule 3b. NCBI's taxonomy places the organism in Eukaryota, Metazoa, Chordata, Actinopteri, Osmeriformes, Osmeridae. Gene Ontology annotation, biological process: cell-cell adhesion; synapse assembly. Gene Ontology annotation, cellular component: plasma membrane; cell-cell junction. Gene Ontology annotation, molecular function: cell adhesion molecule binding. The record is from RefSeq and is a predicted model, not a curated record. Bases 314 to 2641 code for a protein of 775 amino acids. The transcript is spliced from 16 exons.
GGGUGAGCGAGAGCUAGAGUGUGCGUGCACCCAGCGACACAUGGACACACAUUGACGGGAGGCACACAGCUGACCACUGGCAACUCUGAAGAGUGACAUAGUGAGAAAAAAACCCAGGAAGUGGCAGAGGAAGAAGAGGACAACAGAAGACUAACAACAUUCCCCUGGCAGAAGAGGGCACCAUCUAAGGACUGUAGAAUCCUUUCCCAAAACUGCAAACAGAGCGAGAGCUGUCGCGUGCGUGCGUGUGCCAACUUCAAUUUCACACACUCGCCCACUGUUCUUCAGCGCUUUGCCCUCUUGCCACUCCGAAAUGAUUCUCGGGGUUGCUGUUCUCCUCUGGAUCUGCGGACAUGGAGUCGACGCCAUGUUUUCCCAGCAGCCCCAGGACUUGGUGGUGGUGGCCGGCCAGCCUGUCACCUUGCCCUGCUCCAUCCCUGGUUACCACGGCGUUGUCCUGUGGAUCAAAGAUGGACUGGCGCUGGGUGUCGGCAGAGACCUAUCAGGCUAUCCUCGGUACACAGUGAUAGGAGAUCACAGCUCUGGGGAACACCAUCUCCGUAUUCAACGCGUGGAGCUGAUGGACGAUGCCGUCUUCGAGUGCCAGGCUAUCCAGGCUGCAAUGAGGUCACGUCCUGCCCGCCUCACCGUGCUGGUUCCGCCUGAGGACCCGGUCAUCAGCGGUGGUCCUGUGGUGAGCCUUAGGGCUGGAGACCCGCUGAACCUCACCUGCCACGCCGACAACGCCAAGCCUGCCGCCUCCAUCAUCUGGAUCCGUAACGGAGAGGUCCUGAAUGGGGCCAUGUACUCCAAGACCUUGCUUCGAGACGGGAGGCGAGAGAGCACAGUAAGCACCCUCUACCUGUCUGCCUCCAACAUCGAGACCGGACAGCAGAUCGUCUGCAAGGCCUCCAACAAGGCGGUCCCUAACGGCAAGGAGACAAGUGUCACCAUUGACAUCCAGCACUUGCCGCUUGUCAAUCUGUCAGUGGAACCCCAGCCUAUCCUGGAAGGCAAUCUGGUCAGGUUCUACUGCUCAGCCAAGGCAAAUCCCCCAGUGACGCAGUACAGGUGGGCCAAAGGGGGUCACGUCAUCAAGGAGAUCUCAGGGGACACCUACGAGGUCAUCGUGGACCACUCCUUCUUCACCGAGCCUGUCUCCUGUGAGGUGACCAACCCCCUGGGUAGCACCAACAUCAGCCGCAACGUGGACGUUUACUUUGGUCCCCGCAUGGCUGCAGAGCCGCAGUCACUGCAGGUGGACCUGGGGUCGGACGCCGUGUUCAACUGCGCCUGGACGGGGAACCCCUCCCUCACGAUAGUCUGGAUGAAGAGGGGAUCGGGAGUGGUCCUGAGCAACGACAACAUCCUGACGCUCAAGUCGGUGAGGCAGGAGGAUGCGGGGAAGUACGUGUGCCGUGCCGUGGUGCCGCGAGUGGGCGCCGGGGAGAAGGAGGUCUCUCUCACAGUGAAUGGCCCCCCGACCAUCUCCAGCACCCAGACUCAGCAGGCUCUACACGGGGAGAAGGGCCAGAUCAAGUGCUUCAUCCGGAGCACUCCACCUCCAGAUCGCAUCGCCUGGUCGUGGAAGGAGACGGUGCUGGAGUCUGGGACGUCUGGCCGCUACACCGUGGAGACGGUGUCCACCGAGGAGGGCGUCAUCUCCACCCUCACCAUGAGCAACAUCGUCCCGGCUGACUUCCAGACCAUCUACAACUGCACGGCGUGGAACAGCUUCGGCUCCGACACCGAGAUCAUCCGGCUCAAGGAACAAGAGUCUCUCCCGGUGGCGGUCAUCAUCGGCGUCGCCGUAGGUGCUUUGGUGGCGUUCAUUGUCCUCAUGGGCACCAUCGGAGCCUUCUGCUGUACGCGCUCUCAGAGAAAGGAUGCGCACCUGGUUAUGCCCUCACUGCCCGUCUCCAUCUGUGCUCACCAGAGAGAACUUGCAAGCAAAAUUAAAACAGAAAAUUUGAAAGGGGUGGUAUCGGCCAAGAACGACAUCCGCGUGGAGAUCGUCCACAAGGACCACAAUGCGGCCCGGGAGAACGAGGAGCACGCCGCCAUGAAGCAGCUCAUGGUGAGUGUGGAGCGGGGAGAGUUCCAGCAGGAGUCGGUGCUGAAGCAGCUGGAGGUGCUGCAGGAGGAGGAGAAGGAGUACCAGCAUAUCAAGGACCCCACCAACGGCUACUACAGCGUCAACACCUUCAAGGAGCACCACACGCCCACCAUCACGCUGGCGGGGAACCAGACGGCGGAGCUGCGCAACCCGGCCGCCACGGGCACGGUGGGCAAGCAGCGGGUCCCCACGGGCAUGUCCUUCACCAACAUCUACUCCACGCUGGGCGCGGGCCCCAACCGCCUGUACGACUACAGCCAGCGCUUCGUGCUGGGCAUGGGCAGCAGCUCCAUCGAGCUGUGCGAGCGCGAGUUCCAGAGGGGCUCGCUGAGCGACUCCAGCUCCUUCCUCGACACGCAGUGCGACAGCAGCGUGAGCAGCUACAGCAAGCAGGACGGCUACGUCCAGUUCGACAAGGACAGCAAGGCCUCCGCCGCCUCCUCCUCCUCCCACUACUCCCAGUCCUCGUCCCAGAACUCGGACCUGACCAGGCCGCUGCAGAAGCGCAUGCAGACACACGUCUGACCCGACCCUGGAGGACGCGUGG